CGGGAGGCGGGGAGGGUAGGGGAGCGCAGGCAGAGGAUUUCGCUCGCCGGUGCGGGAUCCCGGACGCGCCGGCGGCACUCGCUAGCAGCAGAGGCUGUCAGUGUCGGAUCCAAGGACGGUGAUGGCAAAGCUUACUUGGGCUGCCUGUCAAACACAAACUGUCACAGAUUAAAUCCCGCUGCCUGCUGUGAAGCCCCUGUGCACUGCAAACUUAGUGAGCGAACUGGGUAAUCAGUGGUUGGAUAUGCAGAUCUCUGAUUUAAAAGGCGGGGUGACCCCCCCGAGAACAUCUCCCAGGGGCCGAAGCCCGCAGGUGCAGUAAGGCGCGCGCGCGCGCGGGUGCUGGCUCCCCCGAAGCCGCUUCGCCCCGCGGGAGGGAGCCGGGGCGCCCGGCGGGGUCUGGCUGCCGCGCACCGGCGGCGGCGGCUCGUCUCUGGCGGCGGCGGAUGAUGGUGGCGGCCGGCGCGCUGGGCUGUGCCUGUGCGUCGCCGCGGAAAUCAGCGCCCGGCGCUGCACACUGAACCCUUGCAGGUCCGCAGCAGCCCCAGCCUUGAGGAGGACAGACCCGGCACGCAGGGACCAAGGACCUGCGCGCAGGGGGGCCAGGGGGCGAGUGGGGUCGGCUUAUCAUGGCGGAUCGGACAGCUCCCAGCUGCCAGCUCCGGCUGGAGUGGGUGUACGGGUACCGGGGUCACCAGUGCCGCAACAACCUGUACUAUACGGCCGGCAAGGAGGUGGUCUACUUUGUGGCUGGGGUCGGCGUGGUGUACAACACCCGCGAGCACAGCCAAAAAUUCUUCUUGGGACACAACGACGACAUUAUCAGCCUUGCCUUACACCCAGAUAAAACUCUCAUUGCAACUGGCCAAGUUGGGAAGGAGCCGUAUAUAUGCAUAUGGGAUUCCUAUAAUGUCCAGACUGUGUCUAUUCUCAAAGAUGUUCACACACAUGGAGUUGCCUGCUUGGCUUUCGACUCAGAUGGACAGCGUUUAGCCUCUGUGGGACUGGAUGCCAAAAACACUGUCUGCAUUUGGGAUUGGAGGAAGGGAAAACUUCUGGCUUCAGCCACUGGCCAUUCGGACCGGAUUUUUGAUAUUUCCUGGGAUCCAUAUCAGCCAAACAGAGUGGUUAGCUGUGGAGUAAAACAUAUAAAGUUUUGGACACUAUGUGGAAAUGCCCUAACUGCAAAAAGAGGAAUAUUUGGCAAAACGGGGGAUCUUCAGACCAUCCUUUGCCUUGCAUGUGCCAAAGAAGACGUCACCUACUCUGGUGCUUUAAACGGUGACAUCUAUGUCUGGAAAGGGCUCAACUUAGUCCGUACCAUUCAAGGCGCACACAGUGCUGGAAUAUUUAGCAUGUAUGCUUGCGAAGAAGGCUUUGCCACUGGUGGGCGAGAUGGGUGUAUACGAUUAUGGGAUACUGAUUUCAAACCAAUAACCAAAAUUGAUCUCAGGGAGACAGAACAAGGAUAUAAAGGCCUCUCUAUCCGGAGCGUGUGCUGGAGAGCAGACCGCCUUCUAGCUGGGACCCAGGACAGUGAGAUAUUUGAAGUGAUCGUGCGAGAGCGAGACAAGCCAAUGCUGAUCCUGCAGGGCCACUGUGAGGGGGAGCUCUGGGCCCUGGCCCUGCACCCCAAGAAGCCUCUGGCUGUGACAGGCAGUGACGACCGCUCUGUCAGGCUGUGGAGCCUGGCUGACCACGCCCUGAUAGCCCGCUGUAACAUGGAGGAAGCAGUUCGCAGUGUCGCCUUUAGCCCUGACGGGUCUCAGCUGGCCCUGGGCAUGAAGGAUGGCUCUUUCAUCGUUCUCCGAGUCAGAGAUAUGACAGAAGUGGUUCAUAUCAAAGAUCGGAAAGAAGUCAUUCAUGAAAUGAAAUUUUCUCCAGAUGGUUCUUACCUAGCAGUGGGAUCCAAUGAUGGCCCAGUGGACAUCUAUGCGGUUGCCCAGCGGUACAAGAAAAUAGGAGAGUGCAACAAGUCCCUUAGCUUUAUUACGCACAUUGACUGGUCCUUGGAUAGCAAAUACUUGCAAACUAAUGAUGGUGCAGGAGAGCGAUUGUUCUACAAAAUGCCAUCUGGGAAGCCUUUAACAAGUAAAGAAGAAAUCAAAGGGAUUCCCUGGGCAUCCUGGACAUGUGUAAAAGGGCCUGAAGUGAGUGGAAUUUGGCCUAAAUACACUGAGGUUACUGACAUCAACUCAGUGGAUGCAAAUUAUAAUAGUUCAGUGCUGGUGUCUGGAGAUGAUUUUGGACUGGUCAAGUUGUUUAAAUUUCCUUGUCUCAAGAAAGGAGCCAAAUUUAGAAAAUAUGUGGGCCAUUCUGCACAUGUCACAAACGUCCGCUGGUCCCAUGACUGUCAGUGGGUGUUAAGUACGGGAGGGGCCGACCACUCGGUUUUCCAGUGGAGGUUUAUUCCAGAAGGUGUCAGCAACGGCAUGCUGGAAACCGCUCCCCAGGAAGGUGGCACUGAUUCCUAUAGUGAAGAAUCUGAUUCAGAUUUAUCUGAUGUGCCCGAGUUGGACUCUGAUAUUGAGCAAGAAACUCAAAUCAAUUAUGAUCGCCAGGUUUACAAAGAAGAUCUACCUCAGCUAAAGCAACAAAGUAAAGAGAAAAACCAUGCAGUGCCCUUCCUCAAACGGGAAAAGGCUCCUGAGGACAGCUUGAAGCUCCAGUUCAUACACGGUUACAGAGGCUACGACUGUAGAAACAAUCUGUUCUACACUCAAGCUGGGGAGGUGGUCUACCACAUUGCUGCCGUUGCUGUCGUCUACAACAGGCAACAACAUUCCCAAAGGCUGUACCUGGGGCACGACGAUGAUAUUCUUAGCCUGACUAUCCAUCCGGUGAAGGACUAUGUGGCCACUGGACAGGUUGGAAGAGAUGCUGCUAUUCAUGUGUGGGACACACAGACUCUAAAAUGUUUGUCACUCUUGAAAGGACAACAUCAGAGAGGGGUGUGUGCACUUGAUUUUUCAGCUGAUGGAAAAUGUCUGGUGUCGGUUGGUUUAGACGAUUUUCACAGUAUUGUAUUUUGGGACUGGAAAAAGGGAGAAAAGAUAGCCACCACAAGAGGACAUAAAGAUAAAAUAUUUGUGGUAAAGUGUAAUCCACACCAUGUUGACAAGCUGGUUACAGUUGGGAUGAAGCACAUCAAAUUCUGGCAACAAGCAGGUGGAGGCUUCACCUCUAAAAGAGGAAUUUUUGGAAGUGUCGGAAAACUGGAAACAAUGAUGUGCGUUUCUUAUGGACGGAUGGAAGACCUAGUGUUCUCAGGAGCAGCCACUGGAGAUAUUUUUAUCUGGAAAGAUGUCUUACUCCUGAAGACAGUGAAAGCUCACGAUGGGCCUGUGUUUGCUAUGUAUGCAUUGGAUAAGGGCUUUGUAACCGGUGGAAAAGAUGGAAUCGUGGAGCUCUGGGAUGAUAUGUUUGAGAGAUGCUUGAAGACUUAUGCCAUUAAAAGAGCAGCAUUGUCAACUAGCUCGAAAGGCCUGCUUUUGGAAGAUAACCCUUCCAUUCGUGCCAUCACUCUGGGACAUGGACACAUCCUGGUGGGAACAAAAAAUGGAGAGAUUCUGGAAAUCGAUAAGAGUGGCCCAAUGACACUGCUGGUUCAGGGGCACAUGGAGGGAGAAGUGUGGGGAUUGGCAGCUCACCCUCUCCUGCCCAUCUGUGCAACAGUGAGUGAUGACAAAACGCUUCGGAUCUGGGAAUUAUCCUCGCAGCACCGCAUGCUGGCAGUACGGAAACUCAAAAAAGGCGGAAGAUGCUGUGCCUUCUCCCCUGAUGGGAAAGCCUUAGCGGUGGGCCUGAAUGACGGGAGUUUCCUGGUGGUAAAUGCUGAUACUGUUGAAGACAUGGUCUCCUUCCAUCACAGAAAAGAAAUGAUCUCUGAUAUUAAAUUUUCAAAAGAUACAGGAAAAUACCUAGCUGUGGCAUCCCAUGAUAACUUUGUGGAUAUUUACAAUGUACUGACGAGCAAGAGGGUUGGCAUCUGUAAAGGAGCUUCUAGUUACAUUACACAUAUUGACUGGGAUUCUAGAGGAAAAUUAUUGCAAGUUAAUUCUGGUGCCAAAGAACAGCUUUUUUUUGAAGCUCCAAGAGGCAAAAGGCAUAUUAUAAGACCUUCAGAGAUAGAGAAGAUAGAAUGGGACUCAUGGACCUGUGUUCUGGGGCCCACCUGUGAGGGAAUCUGGCCGGUACAUAGCGAUGUGACAGAUGUCAACGCUGCCAGUCUCACCAAAGACUGUUCCCUCCUGGCCACCGGAGAUGAUUUUGGUUUUGUUAAGCUUUUUUCAUAUCCUGUCAAGGGGCAGCAUGCAAGAUUCAAGAAGUACGUGGGGCAUAGCGCACAUGUCACUAAUGUGAGAUGGCUGCACAAUGACUCUGUGCUGCUCACGGUGGGCGGCGCCGACACAGCCUUGAUGAUCUGGACCAGGGAGUUUGUGGGGACCCAGGAGAGCAAGCUGGUAGACAGUGAGGAGUCUGACACUGAUGCGGAGGAGGAUGGAGGUUAUGACAGUGAUGUCGCUCGAGAGAAGGCCAUUGACUAUACCACCAAGAUCUAUGCCGUGAGCAUCAGAGAAAUGGAAGGCACCAAACCACACCAGCAGAUGAAAGAAGUGUCCAUGGAAGAAAGACCACCAGUUAGCCGAGCAGCUCCCCAGCCUGAGAAACUCCAGAAGAACAAUAUUACCAAAAAAAAGAAGCUGGUUGAGGAGCUGGCUCUGGACCACGUGUUUGGCUAUAGAGGAUUUGACUGCCGCAACAACCUACAUUACCUUAACGACGGGGCCGACAUCAUCUUCCACACAGCAGCGGCUGGCAUCGUCCAGAACCUCUCCACAGGCAGCCAGAGCUUCUACCUGGAGCACACAGAUGACAUCCUCUGCCUUACAGUGAACCAGCACCCCAAGUACAGAAAUGUGGUGGCUACCAGCCAGAUAGGAACAACACCUUCAAUCCACAUAUGGGACGCCAUGACCAAACACACUCUCUCCAUGCUGCGGUGCUUCCAUUCCAAGGGGGUGAAUUAUGUCAACUUCAGUGCCACUGGAAAGCUGCUGGUGUCUGUGGGAGUGGACCCUGAGCACACCAUCACUGUCUGGCGAUGGCAGGAAGGUGCCAAGGUUGCCAGCCGAGGGGGUCACCUGGAACGCAUAUUUGUGGUGGAAUUUCGCCCUGACUCAGACACACAGUUUGUAUCUGUUGGGGUCAAACACAUGAAGUUCUGGACCCUGGCAGGCAGCGCCUUGCUUUACAAGAAAGGGGUCAUUGGGUCCAUGGAGGCUGCCAAGAUGCAGACGAUGCUGUCAGUGGCCUUCGGUGCUAACAACCUCACUUUCACGGGUGCCAUCAAUGGAGAUGUCUAUGUCUGGAAGGACCACUUUCUCAUCCGACUGGUGGCCAAGGCACACACAGGCCCCGUGUUCACAAUGUACACCACUCUCCGGGACGGACUCAUCGUGACUGGUGGGAAAGAGCGACCGACUAAAGAAGGAGGUGCCGUAAAAUUGUGGGACCAGGAGAUGAAACGCUGUCGGGCCUUCCAGCUGGAGACUGGACAGUUGGUGGAGUGUGUGCGUUCCGUGUGCCGUGGCAAGGGAAAAAUUUUAGUAGGAACCAAAGAUGGAGAAAUAAUUGAAGUUGGUGAAAAAAAUGCUGCUUCUAACAUCCUGAUUGAUGGACACAUGGAGGGGGAGAUCUGGGGACUGGCCACACACCCCUCAAAGGACAUCUUCAUCUCUGCCAGCAAUGAUGGUACAGCCCGGAUCUGGGACCUGGCUGACAAGAAGCUGCUCAACAAGGUGAACCUGGGCCAUGCAGCCAGGUGUGCAGCCUACAGCCCUGACGGGGAGAUGGUGGCCAUUGGCAUGAAGAACGGAGAGUUUGUCAUCUUGUUGGUGAACAGCCUGAAAGUUUGGGGGAAAAAACGAGACCGGAAAUCUGCCAUCCAAGAUAUCAGAAUCAGCCCAGACAACCGAUUCUUAGCUGUUGGUUCUUCUGAGCACACAGUUGACUUCUAUGACCUCACUCAGGGCACAAGUCUGAACCGCACUGGCUACUGCAGAGAUAUCCCAAGCUUUGUCCUGCAGAUGGACUUUUCUGCGGAUAGCAAAUACAUUCAGGUGUCAACAGGAGCCUAUAAGCGCCAGGUACAUGAAGUUCCCUUGGGGAAGCAGGUAACUGAAGCUGUGGUCAUUGAGAAGAUCACCUGGGCUUCCUGGACAAGCAUCCUAGGAGACGAAGUCAUUGGCAUUUGGCCAAGAAAUGCAGACAAGGCUGAUGUCAAUUGUGCGUGUGUAACUCAUGCUGGCCUGAACAUUGUCACAGGAGAUGAUUUUGGGCUGGUGAAGCUGUUUGAUUUUCCAUGCACAGAAAAAUUUGCCAAACAUAAACGUUACUUUGGUCACUCGGCUCACGUGACAAAUAUCCGUUUCUCUUACGAUGACAAGUAUGUGGUCAGCACUGGAGGAGAUGACUGCAGUGUAUUCGUGUGGCGAUGUCUGUAAAUGCCAGAUAUCUCUUAUAAUAGUUACAAUUGCUGCUACUGCUACCACCCAGCAAAUGCAGAGGCAGUGCCGAGGCUGCACCUUGAUGCUAAGCUGCUGGGAAAUGCCUAUCUAUGAUGCUGCGGGCACGCACAAGCUCCAAAUGCUAGUCCAGUCGUAUGACUGCUCCCAUAAUCUGGACUCUCCAAAACUGUGAUGCCAAGAGGGAAGGUAAAGUUCUAAAAUGUAAAGACUGCUAGUCUCUCUCCGUGAGAUUAAAAACUAUAAGUACUAACUACAUUGACAAGUCCUGAUGGUAUAGCCCAAUAACAAAAUUUAAAGCCUCAGUUACCCUAACCAAUAUGUAGCUUUUAAUUUGCAUCAAAACUUUUACAAAAGAUGUUUUGCUAUUAUUUCUAUAAUACUUCAAGAAUGUUCAUUUUUACAAAUAAUUUGAACACAGCUUAAGUUAGAUGCACUGAAGUACUAGAAAUAGCCUGUUCUCCACAUCUAGCUUUCAAUACCAAAUGAGCCAUGUUAUAAACAAGUUGAGAAACUUAAUUUUUUAAUGUUUCCUUUGCAGUUUUAUAUCCAUUAAGUGCCUUUGAAAGUUUCCAGUGUGUGGGCUGCUGUCUCACCUCCCACAAAGUUUAUCUCCUUUCUACAUAUGGUGCUAAAACUUCAAAACUGAGGAGGGCUACAGGACCCUUAGCAGAUUCAUUCUGUCACCCAUGUCCUGUGUUUGUCAAGGCUUUGUAAAUGAGAGACAUUAGUUAACUACAUGGGAAAAAAUGGUUAUAAGGAAGGUGAGCAGCAAAGGAACUUAAGUUCUGCAGGAAGUAGAAUGAAUUUUCAUUAUGUUAGUGCCAAACCUAUAAAAUCCAAACUAGAAAUCUAAUAAAACAAACCUCUACUACAAACAGAAAAGGAAAACAAACAAAACUCAAGUACGACCAAGUGGAUGAGCUGAUUUGUCUUAUUAAAUCUUAAAAUGGUAACAUAUGCGGUGACCUGAAGCUACACCUUGGUUUACCAUUGCUGGAGUGGGGUCAAGGCAACUCCACUGGUUUGGUUCAGGUGAACUAUGUCAAGUCCAGAUUUUCAAAUUCUGCAAAACAAAUUCCUAAGUCCCAAGAAUAUUUGAUGAAUCAAAAUUAUGAAAGAAAAUAACAGCUUGGAGUUCCUGAGAUAGUUGUCCAACAGAACGUGUUUGGACAUUAACUUGAAGUCAUCCCUGAAGCCCCUCAAGUCAUACUUUUACAUAGUCAAUUACUGUCGGAUGGGGCUGACAGCAUUCACUGAGAGGAAAGGUGGCUCUAAGCACAGACACCAACUGGUCCUGCCAGUCAGUGCACCAAAAUUCUGGAACUUGAGUUCCUGGCUAUUUGCAGUCAGUUUAGAGAAAAGGUGAAAUGAAGCAUUUUCAAUUAAAGAAUAGAUUAACAUUUACCACAAAAGUGCUUCAGCAUUCUAAAUGGAUUAGAUUACUCAUUAAGUUAUUUUUAUAUGCCAAUUUAUUAAUGCCUUACAUUAAUCCACUAAUAGGUUGUUGGGCCCACAGUAGAGUCCCUAUGCAGUUCUAAUUGUUUUUUGUAACCAUGUGACUGGUGAUGCUGAGUGAUAACCAUGUCUGCCUAUUAUACUGUACUACUGACCUUUCAUACUAAAUUGGAUCUUGUAUUCAAAUAACCAUGUGGACAAAAAAAAUGAACUGAUAAGUGAUAUGUACAACUAUUUAAAGAGCAAUAGUGUCUGUGUCAAGAAAACUUCUUACAUCUUAUUUGUAAACAUUUAUAUGGUAUAAUUUUAUGUAUGUUCAUAAAAUCCUGCACUGUAUUCUACAUGUUAAAAUAUUGGUGCAUGAAUUUAUUUUCAAAGUAUAAAAUUUAAAAACAUUUUGAUGUCAAA
Molecule: messenger RNA, 8393 nt
Organism: Sciurus carolinensis (gray squirrel)
Lineage: Eukaryota; Metazoa; Chordata; Mammalia; Rodentia; Sciuridae
Gene: Eml6
Product: EMAP like 6
Exons: 42
Coding region: 630-6506 (1958 amino acids)
Molecular function (GO): microtubule binding
Source: RefSeq, a predicted model, not a curated record